AUCGACCCGUCCCGGCGCUUAGGAGACGCGCGAAGUGGAUCGGUUGGUAAUCGCGAGUGGGAGCCGGAGCCGCCCGCGGGCAAGGGAGCGCUUCACCGCCGCUAUGUCCCACUCGGUGGUCCUGCGUGGUCCUUCUCCGUGGGGUUUUCGUUUGGUGGGCGGUAAAGAUUUCAGCGCCCCGUUGACCAUCUCCAGGAUUAACCCUGGCAGUAAAGCAGCCAUGGCAAACCUGUGCCCAGGAGAUGUUAUUCUGGCAAUUAACGGAGAGAGCACGGAGAACAUGACGCACCUAGAAGCACAAAACAAGAUCAAAGCAUGCAUGGACCAGCUGUUGCUCUCCGUGAACAGAGCUGAAGGGAAGACCUGGUCACCCCCUGUUCUGGAAGAUGGCAAGGCUCAAGCGUACCGGAUCAACAUAGAGCCAGAACCGCAGGACAACGGGCCUGCCCAGAGCAGGAGACCGAUGCCUCACGGGGCCGGCGGCAGCCCCAUGGACAAGCAGCAGAUGCUGAACGUGCAGCACCACCACCCGACCCGGCUCUACACCAACAGCGGCUCCGAGUCGGCUCUGCCGGGCCAGCUGAGCGGGCUGCACAUCGCUCCCGCCCAGAGCCUCGACCCCUUGAAGUCUCUCCCCCGGAACAGAAAUGGGAUUGAUGUGGAGUCGGAUGUCUACAAGAUGCUUCAGGAUUAUGACAAGCCCGUGUCAGAGCCUAAGCAGUCUGGAUCCUUCCGGUACUUGCAGGGCAUGUUGGAGGCUGGCGAGAACGGUGAAAAACUCGACAAACUGAGCAACCCCCGAAACAUCAAGUCCCCAGUGUCAAAGCUCGGCGGUGCCAUGUCCGGGCUGCAGAUGCUCCCCGAGUGCACGCGCUGCGGGAACGGGAUCGUGGGCACGAUCGUCAAAGCUCGGGACAAGCUCUACCACCCCGAGUGCUUCAUGUGCGACGACUGCGGCCUCAACCUGAAGCAGAGAGGGUAUUUCUUCAUCGAAGAGCAGCUGUACUGCGAGACGCACGCGAAGGAGAGGGUUAAGCCCCCCGAGGGAUAUGACGUGGUGGCUGUUUAUCCAAAUGCUAAGGUUGAACUCGUCUAAACUCGGGCUGUGCUCCGGAGAGGUCGGGCGGCCGUGCGCCCACCCACGUCCUCCCCGCCGGCUGCGCAAUGUGGCUGUAAUCAACCCCGAUUACCAAAGCCCAAGUUAAAAUGCCUUUUCCUAGAUAAAACCGUUUACACUUGGGAUCUCCGGGGGAUGGUGUUGAAAGCAUACCAACAGGUUUUUCCCUUCUUUUUGACACUCUGCUUUUUGGGUUGCUGUGUUGGGUUAUUAGUCUGUGCCAUAACCUUACCCAAGAUCUGUGUAAAUAUUGAUUAAUUCUCUAUUUUGUUUCGCAUAAAACCAGUAUUCCUUUUUUUUGGUUUUUUUGCCCCUCUCUUCUUCUGAAAAAGCAAGGAAGAUGUUUUAAAAGCUCAAAGAAAGUAAGGCACUUUAACAAAAGAAGCUGACUCCUAUAUCCUGACCUUAAUCUCCCGCCCUCCGGCUGCCCCCGUGGUUAAAAACCGACCCCCUGAGGAGUCUGGGACGUGGUACUGGUGGGUUGGGGUCCCCGGCUCAGCCCCAUCCCAGCAGAUGUGCCGAAGAAAAGUGGUCUCUUAAAACAGUAAUUGCUGUGAAAUUCCCUGGAUCAGGGCACUGCAGUUUGAGGCUGACACGGACCGAUCCAUGUUCCCCGAGAGAUCUCCACCCUGAGCAUGCAACGAGGCUUUUUUUCUUCCUCCUUUCACUCCGAACUCAGUUGUUCUGUCAUCUAAUCCCCCGAGCAGCACCUUUUAAAGGACACUGAAACAGCACGGAGCCCGCCUCAGCUAUUCCCACCUCCCACCCCAAGGCUGUCCUUGCUUUGGUCAUUCUGACUCUUCCCCAGCUUUUGCAAUAUUUUUGUAGUCCUUUAUUUCUAGAUCCCCGUUCUGCUGCCAUCUGGGUCUGCCUCGCAGCGGGGCCGGGGGGCGGUGGUGUGUGAUAAAAUCCCCCCAGGCACUUGGGAAGUCACUGGAGCAGCGGUGAGGCCAGCUGUGAGCCCCGGGGUCAGGUUCAUCCCUGUAUCCCCAGGCAGUGCUUUUAGCCAGGUCCAUCGUCCAUUUUAUUUGACAGGGGAAAAGUUUUUGAGGAUCCUGGGAUGUUGCUUUGUUGGAGAAAUGUGGGUUGGUUUGUUUGGGUUUUUUUCAUGUUAGUGUUUGGAGGAGAGAGAAUUUAGUCACCCAGCUGCCGGGUGCCACCGUGGGUGGUGGUAGGAGCCGUGUGUUUGGUACCAUGAGCUUUGUUCCGCUCUGCGACAGCCUCCUUCCUCCUCCUCACUUGAGAGAGGGAGGAGGUAAGGGAGAAAAAGAAAUGUCUGUGCUCGCUUCCCCUUCCUGGAAAAGGAAAAUAAGAGAUGUGGUGAUGGCCGAAGCACUCCUUCCCCUUCUGGCUCCCCAUAGCGGGGGCUGAGAACUCUGGGACUGGGGGAAGGUUGGGAGCAGUACCCAGUCGGGGCUGGGCACGCAAUUUCUUCCUCCAGGUUCUGCGUCCCAGAGGGAAUAAGGAUUUUAGGGUGUUACAUGGCUGCAUUUAGGCCUUUCCGUGUGGUGUCUUGUAGGGAUUGAAGCAGCUCCUUCCCCGUGUCCGGCAGCCUCCUGGCAGGGCUGGGUGCCCGAGCGCGCAUCCCGGCUGGGUACCGCCUCGCAGCCGGAGGGAUGCUGGCCCUGCGCCUUCUGCUGGCACCAGAACUUCCACCUCCCCCUCCUUCUGCCAUCAGGAUUUUUAAUUGUUAAAGUAUAAGAAACACAUGGAAACUUUUAUCACAGUGCUGAGCCUAGUUUUUCUUGUAUUUACAUAGCCUUGCUUGGUAGGUUGGAUCACCUGAAGGGAAAUACUUUGGACAACUGUAAAUGAUGAGGAGACUAACAAUAAUCAGGUGGGAAGUGUUACUGCCCUUGGUUACAGGCCUCAGCUUGGAGCUCGUUGGUUUGCCACUGCCAGAAACAUUUGUUCUGAAUUCCUCCAGUAACCUGGGCCCAGCUCCGGUGCCCGUAGCUCUGAAGGUCAGGCGUCACCCAAACCCAGGACUGAUUGCAGCUCGGCUGAGCAAUGGAAAACUCAUGACACGAAUGGCCCCGCGGCUGCCCGCUGGGGCUGUGUGUCGCUCUCUGCAGCUCUUGUCCCCUGCUCGACUCCAGCUGCGUGGCCGCUGCGUCCUGGGGGGAUGCCGGGCAUCUUGCAGCCCUGGCACAGGGAACACCUUGAAAAUGAGGGCAACGAAACAAUGAAUGAAUUUCCAACACCAAACCGAGCGGGCUGCUGGCGGGGCAUCCGUGGUGGUCUGUCCUGGUUGCUGGACCAGUACAGCACUGGGAGCACUGGGCCACGGGGCUUUUCUUUUAAUUUGAAACCAAGUUCCCACAAAUGAAUUUUUCCACGCAGUUGUCUCGUGAUAACCUUUCUUAGGAGCAAUCAACUCAUUUGAUCCCCCCACGGAGCUUGGAGCUGGAGCCGCCUCGCACAACCCCAUCCCAGGGCACGGUGAUGCCUGGCUACGGGCCGCCUCAUUCACAUUAUGUGGGGUCUGGGGGGGCCGCGAGCGAGCCUCCCCGUGUCGCUGGGUAAUGCUAUUUAACUCUGUAAAACGUGGGUAGGGAGCCGUUUGUAUGAAAUACAAAAUAAAAUUGUAUUGUUGGUUUUA
Messenger RNA from Grus americana (Whooping crane), 3719 nucleotides. RefSeq names its product PDZ and LIM domain 4 (gene PDLIM4). The record is from RefSeq and is a predicted model, not a curated record. Gene Ontology annotation, biological process: muscle structure development; heart development; actin cytoskeleton organization. The transcript is spliced from 7 exons. Gene Ontology annotation, molecular function: actin binding; muscle alpha-actinin binding. Lineage: Eukaryota; Metazoa; Chordata; Aves; Gruiformes; Gruidae. The coding region runs from base 104 to 1096 and encodes 330 amino acids. Gene Ontology annotation, cellular component: stress fiber; adherens junction; Z disc.